This is a messenger RNA of Crotalus tigris (Tiger rattlesnake), 1272 nucleotides long. RefSeq names its product mucin 21, cell surface associated (gene MUC21). Lineage: Eukaryota; Metazoa; Chordata; Lepidosauria; Squamata; Viperidae. The record is from RefSeq and is a predicted model, not a curated record. The transcript has 2 exons. The annotation marks the transcript as partial.
AAUAAUAAUAAUAAUAAUAAUAAUAAUAAUAAUAAUAAUAAUAAUAGUAGUAGUAGUAGUAGUAGUAGUAGUAAUAGUAGUAGUAGUAGUAGUAGAUAUGCUGAUGACUCUGAUUCUAGUGAGAGCAAUUCCAACCAGCACCCUGGGGCACCAGGUAGUUCCAGUGAUUCAAAUGAUGAGGAAUCAGAACAAUCGAGCCACUCAGAACAAUCAAGCCCUGGAAGCCCAGGGGGUUCAAAUGGAUCCCAAGACUCCAGCAACACGGAUGACUCCAGCAACACGGAUGACUCCAGUAGCUCAAGUGGCUCUAGUGAUUCUAGUGACUCUAGUGAUUCAAGCAGCUCCAGUGAUUCAAGCAGCUCCAGUGCCUCUAGUGAUUCGAGCAGCUCCAGUGAUUCAAGCAGCUCCAGUGACUCCAGUGAUUCGAGCAGCUCCAGUGACUCCAGUGAUUCGAGCAGCUCCAGUGACUCCAGUGAUUCGAGCAGCUCCAGUGACUCCAGUGAUUCAAGCAGCUCCAGUGACUCCAGUGAUUCGAGCAGCUCCAGUGACUCCAGUGAUUCAAGCAGCUCCAGUGGCUCCAGUGAUUCAAGCAGCUCCAGUGACUCCAGUGAUUCAAGCAGCUCCAGUGACUCCAGUGAUUCAAGCAGCUCCAGUGAUUCAAGCAGCUCCAGUGACUCUAGUGAUUCAAACAGCUCUAGUGACUCCAGUGAUUCUAGCACUUCCAGUGAUUCAAGCAGCUCCAGUGACUCCAGUGAUUCCAACAGUUCUAGUGCUUCCAGUGAUUCAAGCAGCUCCAGUGACUCCAGUGAUUCCAACAGUUCCAGUGCUUCCAGUGAUUCAAGCAGCUCUAGUGAUUCCAGUGACUCGAGCAGCUCCAGUGCCUCUAGUGAUUCAAGCAGCUCCAGUGAGUCAAGCAGCUCCAGUGACUCCAGUGAUUCAAGUAGCUCCAGUGACUCCAGUGAUUCCAGCAGCUCCAGUGACUCCAGUGAUUCAAGCAGCUCCAGUGCCUCUAGUGAUUCUGGAGAUUCUAGCGACUCAUCUAGCAGCUCAAGUAGCUCCAGUAAUUCUAGUGAUUCCAACAGCUCCAGUGAUUCAAAUGAUUCCAGUGCCUCUAGUGAUUCUGGUGAUUCUUCUGAGUCCAGUAGCUCUAGUGAUUCCAAUAGUCCAAGCGAUUCCAGCAGCUCCAGUGCUUCCAAUGCCUCCGAUGAUUCUAAUGGCAAUAGCAGUUCCAGUGAUUCUGGCAAUUCCAGUAAUUCCAGCAGUUCAAAAUAA